CCUCCCUCCCUCGUGCAUGACGCCGCUGCUGUCCCACGCCACAGCUCCCUAUGCCGCAAUACCGACAUCAACGCUCCAUCGUGUCUUGACCCAAUGGAGCGGGUCAGCUCCGGAUCGCGAGCUCUGUUCCCCAAGGGGCCCAGCUUCACCAUCGAAGACUUCUCUAAUAAGGACUUCAUCGUGCGCGACUUCGUCGACAGCCUCGCCGAGAAUGCUAUAUCCCUUAACCGUCGCUCCGGGCCCACCCAACAAGCCUUCGAUCCCAAACCUCUAAUCCGCACCUUCGAAAAUGCGCUGCAAGGCCUCGGUAACCUGUCCGAGGAACUUCAAGCUAAGGAGUCAGACCUGCUUUCGCAAGUCCGCCGAGCCGAAGCCCAGCAUGACCAGACCCUCGAUACCCUUGGCCGCAAGCUGGACCAGUCCAUCAACCAAUUCGAGGCUCUAGACCUUACCCUGAACAACCCCAACGGGAACGACCGAGGUAGCCGUGAAGCAGGAGGCAAUAUCGCUGUGCAGAUUGGAGAGAAGUUGGAAGAGCUGGAUAGGAAACGCAGGCGGGCCCUGGAUGCCAAUUUUCUCAUACAGUGCUGGCUCCAAGUCAGCGAAACCGGCGAGCUCACCUCGUUGCAAGAUAUCCGACGCCAAGGCGGAUCGGAGAACAAAGUGAAAUGCGCCAUAAUCGCCCACCAGCUGAUGCGCAUCAGCCAGAGGCUAGAUCCCAUCUCUUGGGGGCAGACAAAUGGCUUCCACCGCAACAGUGUCGCGAACGGCGACAGCGACAUCGGCAGGAGACACAACACGCGCGAAAUACUAGAAAAGUUUUGCGAGACGCUGGAACAAGACCUGCUGAAGCAGUUUAACAACAGCUACCGGAAACAAAACUUUGAAGACAUGAGGGAGUGCGCCAAGGUCCUACACGACUUCAACGGAGGCGCCAGCGUGAUCGCUGUCUUUGUGAACCAGCAUCAAUUCUUCAUCGAUAGGGACCAGCUUAUCACUGACGAGGUGACGACAGACGGAGAGACCUGGGAUCAGCUAGCCGACCCGGACUCAGACCCGCCCGGCGUCGAACCGAGUCUCCAAUCUCUCAUCGACGAGGUCAAAAUUGUCAUGCAGGAGGAGUCCUUCAUCAUCAAGAGGGCCUUUCCAUAUUACGAGACUGUCCUGAUCAAGUUUAUACAGAGAGUGUUCCAGCAGUCGAUACAGCAACGGUUAGAGAUGGUCCUCGAGAAGGCCAACACCAUAUCGUCACUGGCCUUUCUCCGGUCCCUACAUUCGUCGAGAAGCUACAUUGGUGCUCUCGUAGAGGAUCUCAAGUCCCAUGGGCUUACGGAACAUCCAGAACCCUGCUCUCCCCAAAUAUCUCAGACAUUAGACCAGCAGAUGGAAGAAUUGUUCGUCCCGUAUAUGAUGAGCAACUCUUACAUCGAUCGUGAGAAGAAGAGCCUAGAGGAAUUGUUUAAUUCGCUGCUCUUCAAGUAUAACAUGUAUCACUCUAGAAGGAAGAAGGCGCCUACUGGUUUCAUGGCAUCGCUAGCCCAGCAGACUAACCAGCUCAUGGCAUCCGCUAAGGACGCAUAUCUAGAGCGGCUGGAGUCGUCUGACCUCACACCGACUCAGAAAGCUAUGAUGCUGAGGGUCGCCCGCGUCCAGGAAACCGACAAGAACAAGAACGAGAUCGAAGUCUCUGAAGAAGACGGCGUCCUGAGCACCGCCAACGCCAAGCGGAUGAUGAAGUGGCUCGCCGAGAGCGUCAGGCGCACACUGGAACUAGGGAGCCAAAAUGAGACCCCCAAGGACGUCGCUAUCCUCCUAAAUCUCCUGAUGACGAAUAUGGGCCAGGUCUACGUGGAGACGGCGUUGGAAGCCGCGCUCGAGAAGGCGACGUCGCAAGAAAACGUGAAGACGGAACCGGACCUCAGCUACCUACCCUACCUACGGCCGGCGGUGACGAUUAUCAACAUCAUGUCCCGCUUCAUAAACAUCGUGCUGAUCCGUCUCGCCGAGUCCAACACGACGGUGCGGAGGAGCAUGGAGGCGCAGGCCAAGACCGGGAUCGAGAACAUCGAGAAGAAGGCGGGCAGCAUAAUGAAGAGCACGGUGGACGUGAUCAUCAACUGGGUGACCAAGUCGCUGGCGCAGCAGAAGAAGCUCGACUUCCUGCCCAAGGACGAGUUCGACAUGAUGGAGUCGCUGCAGACGCCGACGUGCACGUCGAUCUGCGUGUUCCUGUCGCGGUGCACGAAGCUGCUGGCGCAGGCGGUGGACGGGGCGAAUCUGGAGGUGUUCAGCAGCGAGCUGGCGCUGGCGAUCCAGCGGCUGCUCUUCGACCACUUCAAGAAGUUCAAGGUGAACGCGACGGGCGGGCUCAUGGUGACGAAGGACAUCGCUGGGUACGUGGGCGCGCUCAAGGAGUGGCCGCUGUCGCGCGACGUCGGCCUCGCCGUCGAGAUGCUCACCGAGAUCGGCUACCUCUUCAUCAUCGGGCCCGAGGCCCUCCGCGAGCGCUCCCGCAACCUCGCCGCCGGCGCCGCCGGCUCCACCAGGCGCCUCGUCAAGGCCGACUUCAAGGCCUUCGUCCAGAGCCGCGACGACGCCAAGACUGCCGGCGUCCAGAGCGUCCUCUCGGGCUUGUGAAAAAAAAAAAAUUUUUUUUGCCUUCUCCCCUUACCCCGGAA
Molecule: messenger RNA, 2678 nt
Organism: Durotheca rogersii
Lineage: Eukaryota; Fungi; Ascomycota; Sordariomycetes; Xylariales; Xylariaceae
Product: exocyst complex component Sec10
Exons: 2
Coding region: 94-2637 (847 amino acids)
Biological process (GO): Golgi to plasma membrane transport; exocytosis
Cellular component (GO): cytoplasm; exocyst
Source: RefSeq, a predicted model, not a curated record